AUGUUUUCAUUCAUCACUAAGACAGCCACUGCUCCAUUGAGAAGUGUUAGAUGCUUCCAUGUGUCAUCUUUCAGACCAAACUUGGUUCAAGACUUAUAUAUAAAAGAGCUCAAGGCAUUUAAGCCAAAGCCUCUUACUGAAGCAGAUGCCCAGGAAGCCACAAUGCCAUGGAAGUUGCCCCAGGCUGCAAAGGCACCAGCUUUAGAGGCUGAGGGUGCCGAUGCUUUGGCCGAAUAUGAAUCUUCAAAUGUUGAAGUUUCCACUCCUAAGGCCAAGGGCACUCCCGAGGGAACUCAGGAGAAUUACAACCCAGACGACUGGUUUGUUUUCGAGGAGGACAAGGCUUGA
Molecule: messenger RNA, 348 nt
Organism: Brettanomyces bruxellensis
Lineage: Eukaryota; Fungi; Ascomycota; Pichiomycetes; Pichiales; Pichiaceae
Gene: ATP14
Product: ATP synthase F0 subcomplex subunit H atp14
Exons: 2
Coding region: 1-348 (115 amino acids)
Biological process (GO): proton motive force-driven ATP synthesis
Source: RefSeq, a predicted model, not a curated record